AUGCUUGAUCUUUGUCAACCAAUUCAAGUCAAUAAUCUUUAUGGUUCGUUAAAAAUAAAUACUAAUGAUAGUUUGUCGUGUAUGAAUCCUAGAAAAUGGUAUUUUUUCUAUGAUUAUGGCUAUGCAUUAUUCAUUCGUAUUAUUAAUAUAACUCAAUUACUAUCAAAUUCAUUUGUAUUUAAAAUUUAUUCAACUACAAAUAAGCAAAACACACUUGUAUAUGAUUCAACAAAUGCUACAAUUGUAAAUAAUGAGAUUCAAAUUGAUCUGAACGAUAAAAACUCUGGUGGUAUACUAGUGGAAUUAAUGUCUAGUAAUCAUAGAAAUAUAGAAAAAACAACAUUUAUAAUUGAUUAUGCUUUUCGAGUUAAAUCGGAAUCACGGUUUGGACGGCAAACACUUCAAGAUAAUUCAUCUUCCUCAUCUUUCAAUUCUUCUCAGCCAACAUUCAUUGCUUUAAUGUGUGUUAUUAUUUUUCUUCUAAUCUGCAUUGUUGUGGUAAUAACCAUUAUGUGCUAUCGACAUUAUUCUCGUAAAAACGUUUCAAAACGACGACAAAGAAUUGAAAAUAAAUUUCGAAAUGUUUUAAAUUAUCAACAAGCCAGUGAUCAAGCACAUUUAGCUUCAUCUAUAACACCAUCAUCGGCUUCAUCAUAUUCUCUUCCAUCAUCUCGACAUCUAUGUCCAGAUAAUCGUCCAAUUUCAAUUCAACAGAAACAGCAGCAUCAACAAAAUUCAUCACUAGGUCAAAGUAUAAGUACAUUGCCAUCGAUGAUUCCAUCACGUCGUUUACAACAAUCAAUAAUGGAUGCUUAUUUAAAUGAUUUUGAUACAGUACAACCAGCAACAGCUGAUUCAAAACAAUUGAAUUCAUAUUUAUUUAUUGAUCUUCAUUCAACAUCGAGCGAAACAUUUCCAGAUGCUGUCGCUAAACAAUAUCCAAAUGAUAAUACAACAACGAGCGGUUAUGAUACAUCAACAUGUGGCGAAGAUCGAAAUUAUAAAAGUUCUUUUCAAAAUCGUCGUCGUCGUCGUCUUCGUUAUUAUUAUAAUCAACGACAACGACGUCGCUCAACCAUGGGAUUAAAACGACCAAAUGGUCCUCGUUUCUUAAUGCGUGAAAGAUCAUUACCAAAUGCACUUAGUAAACUUCCACAAUUGCGACAACACUCACACUUAUUUGAUAUGCGAGAUCCAAAUAGUAGUAGUACAACAAGUAAUACUAAUCAAGAUCAUAUAUCAACAAAUUUUUCGAUUACCACUGAUGAUUAUGAUGAUAGUCAUGCUUAUCAUGUUAAUUCAGCUCGUAUUAUGAAUACUAUCGAAGAGGAGAAACCAUCAGUGAUUCAUCAAUCGUUGUCUCGGCAGCCGUAUCUUUUUGAAAUGGUUUCAACUUACUGUGGUGAUGAUAGUGACAUGCCAAAUUAUGAACAUAUGCCUAGACCAUUGAAAUCUUCUUCUUUGACAGGUGACGGAAUCGCCUAUGUUAAUGAUUCCAUUAUUGUAUAA
Rotaria socialis is the source of this 1509-nucleotide messenger RNA. Lineage: Eukaryota; Metazoa; Rotifera; Eurotatoria; Philodinida; Philodinidae. The record is from the annotation of a GenBank genome assembly.